Molecule: messenger RNA, 921 nt
Organism: Octodon degus (degu)
Lineage: Eukaryota; Metazoa; Chordata; Mammalia; Rodentia; Octodontidae
Gene: Isg15
Product: ISG15 ubiquitin-like modifier
Exons: 2
Coding region: 383-889 (168 amino acids)
Biological process (GO): proteasome-mediated ubiquitin-dependent protein catabolic process
Cellular component (GO): cytosol; nucleoplasm
Molecular function (GO): ubiquitin binding; proteasome binding; polyubiquitin modification-dependent protein binding
Source: RefSeq, a predicted model, not a curated record
UCAAGUAUUAGUCAUGUUAUUAGGACUCCUGUGCAUCCUGUAAAGCACCUGCUGUUUUGGCUAUUCAGGGGCUUUCCCAAUACACGUCCCUUGUUGGGACUUGCAGAUGCCACCCUGCCCUUGACACCCCAGUAGCCUGUACCCCUCCUACUCUGGCUCUGUUUUGUUUCUUCCACUCUCGGGAGGCCAUGCCUUGGGAAAAGGAAACUGAAACCGAAGGCAACUGGCCAUUGGUGCAGGCUGCUGGAGACACCGCCCCAUGACGUGUAUGCCUUGGACUCAUAAAGGGGCUGAGUCUGAUUCAGCAGCGGGAGCCUCUGGGAGCUGAGAGGUAGACUACUUGCUGUUGCCUGUAGAGCACCUUGUGUGACGCCCUACAACCAUGGGCUGGGACCUGAAGGUGAAGAUGCUGGCUGGCCAGGAGUUCCUGGUACACCUGACCAACUCCAUGACAGUGCCAGAACUGAAAAGGCAGAUCGCCAAGGAGACUGGAGUGCCUGCCUUUCAGCAGCGCCUAGCAAUCCAGCCAAAUAACAAGGUGCUGCAGGAUGAGUUCACCCUCACCCAACAGGGCUUGGCCCCUGGCAGCAUGGUCCUGCUGCUGGUGGAGGACUGCGAAAACCUCUUCAACAUCCUUGUGAAGAACAACAAGGGGCAGAGCCGUUCCUAUGAGGUCCAGCUGACACAGACCGUGGCGGCACUGAAGCAACAGGUUUCCCAGCAAGAGGGGGCACGGGAAGAUAUGUUCUACUUGAGCUUCCAGGGGAGGCCUAUGGAAGAUGAGCAUAUGCUGGGCGACUAUGGUCUAGGGUCCCAGUGCACAGUGUUCAUGCAUCUGCGCCUUCGCGGUGGCAGGGGAGGGCCCCCUACUGGAAUCAAGCUUUGGUAAUAAAGAUGGAAGCAGAGAAAGCACUGUCUGGU